CUCUCGCGCACUAAAGCAUCAGCUAUAACGAACUGUCAAGCGAUUUCUGACCCUCGAUAAGCAACGAUCGGCUCGGUAUAAACAUUGCUCCCGGCCUGGGUAACGGCCAUUAUUACCAGCGAUGUUGGAAGGUGUGGUUGCAAACCUGCUCAACAGGUUUCUGGGCAUGUACGUCAAGAACUUCGACGGCAAACAACUCAAUAUCGGAAUCUGGUCGGGCGAUGUCAAGCUUCACAACCUCGAAUUGCGCCGAGAGGCACUCGAUCAAUUUCAUCUUCCACUCAACGUCGUCGAAGGACACAUCGGCCAGCUAACAUUGUCUAUUCCAUGGUCAAAUCUACGUGGGAAGCCGGUUAGGGUGGAAAUCGAGGAUGUGUUUCUUUUGGCAGCACCAAAGGUCGAGACCGACUACGACCCAGAGGAGGAAGAGAGAAGGGCUCAUGCUAUCAAGAUGGAUAAACUCGAAAGCGCCGAACUUCUACGUGAGCGUAACGCGGAAGGAAUGACCCAGGAGGAACAGAGGCGGAAUCAAAGCUUCACACAGAGUUUCACAACUGCCAUCGUUGAUAAUCUGCAAGUAUCCAUCAAGAACGUCCAUUUUCGGUACGAGGACUCGAUUGCUUCCCCCGGCCAUCCGUUCGCCGUUGGCAUAACCUUAAAAGAACUGAGUGCUGUGAGCACAGACUCAGAAUGGCGUCCUACAUUUAUCCAGUCUACGUCUGGGACAACACACAAGCUCGCAGUUUUAGGAGCUUUGGCUGUCUACUGGAAUACCGACACGGAGUUACUGGGGACAGGAAGCGGCGCGGACUUUGGUGCAGAAGCCCAAGGGAUAUCGCACGAAGACCUCAUGAUGAAACUCAGAGGCGGCAUUGAGUUGGAUGAGAAAAACCAGUACAUUCUUCGACCUGUGAGUGGCCGUGCUGGACUUGAGAUGGACAAAACGGGGAAGCUUGACCGGCCAAGAAUGAAAGCACGCCUUUUAUUCAAUGAAUUGGGCUUUGUUUUUGAUAGUGAUCAGUACCGUGAUACACUGAUGCUGGUGGAUCUCUUCCACUAUUUUAUCCGCCAUCAGGAGUACAAGAAACUACAACCUUCAAUGAGCCCGAAGGAGGACCCGCGAGCUUGGUUCCGAUUUGCCGGAAAUGCUAUUCUGUCUAAAAUCCAUGAGAGAAACAGAGUAUGGACUUGGGAUUACAUUAAAGAACGGAGAGAUGAUCGAAUAGCCUAUAUUUAUCUGUUUAAGAAAAAGAAGAGAGAAGAAACACUUACCGCAGAUCAGAACGCAGAGCUAGAUCAGCUGGAAAGGAAAUACACUUACGAAGAUCUGCGCUUCUGGCGCUCUUUGGCACGAAACCAGCUACGGAAAGAAAACGUUGGCGUCAAAAAGCCUCCCAAACCCCAAACAUGGAGCGAAUGGAUGUGGGGAACGAAGAAACAAGAGGAGGACGAAACAGAAACAAUGACAGAGGAGCAACGCCAGGAAUUAUACAAUGCAAUUGACUGGGAUGAGAAAAAAGCCUUGGCUGAGAGUGUGGAACUUCCCAGAGAUUCAGUCAAGUUACAAGUCAAUUCCAGCCUCAGAGCAGGUAGCUUAACUUUGAAACGUGAUCCACACGGCGCGGCAACCGAAGUCAUGAAGCUCGUCUUUGAUAACUUCAGAGCUAAAGCUUUACAGCGACCUGAUUCCUUCUUUGUGGAUUUGGACCUUGGCGGCUUGAGAGUGUACGACGGGACUACGGAGGGUAGCAUCUUCCCGCAGAUUGUACGAGUCAAAGACUCUCAAGCGCAGGUAGCAAAUGCAUUCUCAGACGAGUCGGAUGAACUGGAAUACGAGGAAGAUUCGGACGAAGCCGAGCAUGAUGACAGCUUGUUCCACCUCCAAGUCGAACAGAACCCGCUUGAAAGUGAUGCCGAUACCGCUGUCAAGGUCAAACUCAAGAGUAUUGAGGUCAUCUACAAUCCUAUAUUUGUCAUUGAGGUUGCCCGAUUCUUCAGGCCGCCGGAACGGCACAUGGAGUCCGUAGGAGCUCUUCUCGACUCCGCUGGAGCCACGGUGCAGGAAAUCCGGCAACAAACUAGAGCUGGUCUUGAGUACGCUCUCGAAGCGCACAGGAAAGUAGACGCUCAGUUCGAUUUGCAAGCUCCUCUUAUAAUCAUCCCUGAGAGCAUUACAGAGGAGGGCGCUCUUUGCCUGAUCCUUGAUGCUGGUCACAUCAGAGUCAACAGCGAGCUUGUUGAUAGAAGUACCAUGUCCGAUUUGCAAGCAAAGCAGAAGAGGCAGUACAAUGAAGAGGACUAUAAGCAGCUCGAGGAGCUUCUUUACGACAAGUUCUUGGUCAAGCUUGAUUCAAUCCAGUUGCUCAUUGGCCCCAACAUCGAAGCUACCAAAGCGCAACUCACAUCAGAUGAUCCAACCAAAGACCUCCAUAUUGUCGACCGUAUAAGUGUCGACUUUGUCCUCGAGCUCUGUAUUGUUCCGAAAUCCACUGCUCUCACUAGAACGCGGGUUUCCGGACAUCUACCAGAGUUGCAUGCGUCUAUGUCGGACAUGAAGUAUAGAAAUCUGAUGAAGCUGAUCGACAUAGCUAUUCCACGCUUUGAAGAUAAUACAGGCGAGUCCUCUAACCGUGUCAAAGAAAUUGUUGAUAAAUCUUCGGAACAAGAAGCAAUGAACAGAGCGAGAUCGGCCUCUUUCCAGCCAUCUUCUAUAAGAGAGAUUCCUCUUCUUGAUGAUGAGUCUGACUCGGAAGAUUCUGGCAAACAUGAAGUUGCGAAGAAGGACGAGCAGCCCGUCAACUUGCACCAGCGAGUAUUCGAGUUCAAAUUUACAGUGGGAAAGCUCCGUGGUUCCCUUUUCAGGUCUGAUCAAAGAGAAGCAAAGUCUGACCAAUUACUGGCUGAGCUGGUAGCUGAAGGCUUCGAAUUGGACUAUUACCUCCGGCCAUUUGAUAUGGUAGCUGAGCUGACCUUGAAAUCUCUCAGCGUGGAUGACUACAUUGAGCAGAAUCCGACACCGGAAUUCAAACAAAUUAUUUCUUCCAAAGGUUUCAACGCUGAAGAAGAUAAGGAUCUGUUUAAUCUCAAAUUUGUUCGAGUCAGACCGGAUUCUCCCGAGUUUCAUUCGACGUAUGAAGGGGUUGACAUGAAUCUUGACGUUGCAGUGUCCACUAUCAAUAUUAUAGUCACCCGGAGGACCCUUUUGACACUGCUUGAUUUCGUGCUGAUAACCUUUACAAAUCCUGAACAGCCUCAAGCGGUAGCCCCAUCACCAGGUAGCAGUUCCGUGGACCUAUCUCAAGGUCAACAGGAACCACAAGAAGCACGCAAAAUCAGAAUCAAGUCACAGUUGAAGAGUAUUGCGUUGAUCUUGAAUAACGAUGGAGUGAGACUUGCAACUUUGAGCCUCAAUACUGCCGAUGUUGGCAUUUUCUUAGUCGGCCGAACUAUGCAGAUUCAAUCUAGGAUUGGAAGUCUGACUCUGGUAGACGAUGUGAAUAUUGGAGCGUCAGAGCAGUCAUCCCUCAGGAGACUUAUGACGAUUGAAGGCGAGAACUUUGCCGAUUUCAGAUAUCAAACUUUUGAUCCUGACUCGUCUGAAUACCCCGGCUACGAUUCGGAGGUCUUCCUAAGAUCUGGAUCAAUCAAAGUUCAGCUGCUAGAGGAACCAUACCGGAAAAUUGUCAAUUUCCUGGUCAAAUUCGGGAAAAUGCAAGCUAUAUUCAAUGCGGCUCGACAGGCAGCGGCAAGUCAAGCAAAUCAAUUGCAGGAAAAUGCGUCACGUAUGCGAUUCGAUAUCAUCGUGCGCACACCAAUUGUGGUCUUCCCUCGAGCUAUGUCGGAAAAUAAGCAGCGUGAUACUAUUACAGCAGAGCUUGGAGAAAUCUACGCAAACAAUACAUUUGUUCCUCUAGAUGACCGAAAAGAUAGCCCAGCCGUCAAUAUGAUCACAACCGGAAUUCGCAAUAUUCGCCUCACCUCUGAUUUGUAUUAUGAUGAUGCUACACACGAACAAUUGGAGAUGAUUCAGAAGGUCAAUCUUGACUUUAGCAUCUGUUACCUCGAACAUCAGCCAGACCAACCUCGUCCAGACAUUGAGGUAGAGGGGACGAUGUCUCCAAUCAAGCUACGAAUCUCACAACCACAACUCAAAUUCCUAUUAGAGAUUACAAAGACUGUACCUGGAGUAUUCACUCCAGAUACCGACCAGCAGGAACUCGAAGCAAUGCAAUCACUUCCAUCGAUCAGUCCACAAACUGAGGAACAGAACUCAGAAGUUCAGCAGGUGAGGAAGCCAGCGAAUCAAAGUCCGGUUAGCAAUUCAGAGAAGGAUACGUGGGUCAAACUCGAUAUGAUCUUCAAGGUCGAAAGCGUUGGCCUGGAGUUGAUUUUGGCCAAAGAGAAUAAACCUGUCGGUCAGGUGGAGAAUUCAAGCCUCUCCAGAUUCUCGCUGAACAAUACCAGAGUGAAAUUGCGCAUGCUGAGUGAUGGCGCCCUCGAAUCAGAGCUUCUGAUACACUCCUUCUCGAUCAGGGAUAGCCGUGCCCAAGAGACAAACAAAUUCCGCAAGAUCAUGUCACUUAUCAACAACGACGUUCAGCAGCAGUUCAUGGCUAGUGUCUCAAUGUCACCUGGACCUAAGAAACAUGUCAUUGCCAUGGUCACCAUUGACAGUCCACGCAUUAUACUCGCGCUUGACUAUUUAAUGGCUCUGCAGGCAUUCGCAAGUGAAGCAUUUGCACAGAAUCAGCAGUUGGAGAUAGAAGAAAUCGAUGAAACUCCUGAAGAUUCUGAUGCCGCAUCUAGUGCUGCAGUCAGUGGCAAUAAGUCAUCUCUUGAUGAGCAGGGAUUACGCAUGUCUUCGGAAGGAGAGCAAAUGACUUUCUCAUUCAGAGCUGAUAUUGUCGAUGCUCAGGUUAUCAUGAUCGCUAAUCCUGCAAUACCCAACACCGAAGCAAUCGUUCUGGGAACAAAACAGUUGCUAUUUUCCCAUCAGCAUGUCUCCACCCUGCAAAUAAAUAAAGUGGGCAUGUUCCUCUGCCGAAUGGAUAAGUUCGAGACAAGUCGGCUGCGGAUUUUGGACGACUUCACUCUCGAAGUCUCUAUUGAUAGCCGCGCCCAAGACAAAGGAUCAGCUCUGACUAGCAUUGAUGUUCAUGUCGAGCCCCUUGUUUUGAGACUGUCAUUGCGUGAUAUUCUUCUGGCCACUCAGAUUAUGAACAAGGUGUCAGAAAUGAGAACGAGUUCUACGACCGGACCCGAGAAGAAUGAGCCGCAACGAAUCAAAGAAAUCAAGGGCACUGACAAGAAGUCAAAGAGGCGCUCUACGAUAGGAGGCAAGACUGGUUCGGCUGCAACAAGUUCCAAGGCAAGGAGUCAUUUGAUUCCAGAGCAAAGGCUCGCACCGCAACAAUCCGCUGUCAUUAGAAGAGAGGAACUAGGUGCCCAAUUUGACGGCAUUAGGGUAAUCCUUAUUGGAGAUUUGCACGAAUUGCCCUUGCUGGAUUGGAGCGUCAAGAAGUUCAGUGUGGAUGUCAGAGACUGGUCGUCGACUCUUAACGCUGACACAUCGUUUGACACUUUCGUCAACGUCUACAACUUUUCAAAGUCUGCCUGGGAACCUUUUAUUGAACCGUGGCAGCUCGGAUUCCACAUGUCCAAGGAAAUCAACCCAGAUGUCUUCUCGAUCGAGGCUUACUCUCAUAAAACUAUGGAUUUGACCUUGACCUCUGCAACUAUUGCUCUCGCCUCCAAGUCGUUCCAAUUCCUCAACACUGACGAGGAUGUUUUAUCUAAACCUAGAGGAGCCGAUGCACCAUAUAGGAUACGCAACUACACUGGAUUCGACCUUCGAGUGUGGGCAGAUGUCGAAGUUGCAGACAAUGCACCGGCCGCUAAACUGAGUGACGGUGAAGAGUACCCCUGGCGCUUUGAGGAUGCAACUACAAUGCGUGAGAAUCUCACACCAGAAGGCAAUGCAGGGCUAGUAGGCAUCAAGUUGGAGGGCAGCGGCUUUGACAGCAUCAACCACAUUCCCGUCAUUCGAGAAGGCGAAACGCUGUAUAACUUGAAACCUAAGAAGGACAAAGUUCUACACAAGUUGCUUGUUGAAGUCAAGCUGGGUGAAGACAAUGUCAAGUAUAUCACUUUUCGCUCUCCAUUGCUCUUGGAAAAUAACACACAGAUACCUGUUGAGAUGGGAGUUUUCAGCCCUGAAGAUGGUCAUUUGCUCAAAAUUGAGAAAAUUCUCCCAGGUGAUGCUCGACCGGCACCAGUUGGUUCAGCUUUCCUGCAUCAACUUGUCGUCCGCCCCGACCAAGGUUUCGGGUACGAUUGGUCGAAUGAACAAUUGUAUUGGAAAGACCUACUCCGUCGACCGACGCGGACGAUUACGUGCGUCAGCGAAAGCGGACAACAAGCUCCGCCAUUCUACUUCCAACUGAAUGCUACUUACGACAAGCGUGACCCUAUCAUCAACAACUACCCUCACAUGAAGCUCCGACUUUCAGCACCUGUCGAGAUCCAGAAUUUGCUUCCCUAUGAUUUCAAAUACCGAAUUUACGACAAGAAUACUCGCAAGGAUUGGACCAACUUUUUGCGACGGGGCGGUGUCAGUCCGGUGCAUGUUGUGGAAUUAUCUCACUUGCUUCUUCUGAGUAUUGAUCUCCAGGACUCGGUCUACAAGCAAAGCGAAUUCGCUAUAAUUAAUGGCAAUUCACAAGACUUCAGGCGAGAAGAUUCGCUACCGCUCAAGGAUGAGCAUGGUGCGGAGCUAAGGCUCAAAUUGCACUAUUACAAUGUGCCUGACAGUGGAGGCGCCUUCAAAGUCAGCGUGUAUAGCCCGUAUCUUGUGCUGAACAAGACUGGACUUAGCAUGGAGGUUCAAAGCAAAGGAUUUAUGCAAUCUGCUCGAACAUCAGCAGGAAGAGGUAUCGAUUCUGAUUCCGCAGCUUGUCAUGCGAAACCUUAUAUGUACUCAUAUCCUACUGAUGAUCCAAAGAAUCGGUCUAUCAUAAAAAUUGGUGACUCUCGGUGGAGCAAGCCUCAAAGUUUCGAUGCUAUCGGUAGCUCCUUUGAGGUUAUCGUUCCGGCUAGAACGUCUCGAGCUGAAUUUCAUGCUGGAGUGUCCGUUUCUGAGGGCGAGGGCAAGUACAAAUUGACCAGAGUAGUCACGAUUACACCACGAUUCAUCCUCAACAACAAGCUUAAUGAGGAACUUCAGGUGCGGGAACCAGGAACGUCCAAUGUGCUCACGAUGAAAGCUGGAGAUCUGGUACCUCUUCAUUUCCUCCGUCAAGUCCCGGAGAAACAGCUGUGCCUAUGCUUUCCUGGUGUCAACAAUCAAUGGUCUUCACCUUUCAAUAUCGCCGACGUGGGCAUCACGCAUGUGAAAUUAGCCAAGGCAUCUCAGCGACAACGUCUAAUUAAGAUUGAAGUGUCCAUGGAGAACGCAACCAUCUUCAUUCACUUGAGAAUGGAACACAGACAUUGGCCGUAUUCCAUGCGAAAUGAAAGUGAUAUGGAGUUCAUUUUCUAUCAGUCAAACCCUAAUGUUGACGAGGACGAGUACGAAGAUACAAGCAGCGGAUGGCGACCCAUUCGGUACCGUCUGCCGCCUCGUAGUAUCAUGCCGUAUGCCUGGGAUUAUCCAGCCGCGAAGAGCAAGUCACUGGUUCUGAAUUGCAACGGAAAGGAACGACACAUUCGGCUGGCGGAAAUCGGAAACCUAAUCCCUAUGAGGGUUCCAACAAAUAACAAUUCCAAUGGUCAGAGCAUUGUCGAUUUGAAUAUUGUUGCAGAAGGCCCGACGCAAACGUUGGUCUUAUCUAACUACAAACCGUCUAAGAGUAUAUAUCAACAGCAAAAGGGACAAACAUCCCAAACUAGCGUUGCAACUGGGUUUGAAGUCAAGGUGGAAAACUCCGAUGUUACGUUCAAGGCACAGCUGCGACUAGGUGGCGUGGGUAUCUCACUCAUCAAUCAAAACAUGAAAGAGCUUUUGUAUUGCACAUUCCGUGAGAUUGAAAUCAAAUUGCGGGAGAGCAAUGUGUAUCAGACAUUGGACACCACGAUUAAGUGGAUUCAGAUUGACAAUCAACUAUACGGAGGCGUGUUCCCGAUUCUCCUCUACCCCAGUGUCGUACCAAAAACUGGAAAGGAAAUGGAGGCUCAUCCGAUCUUCCAUGCCAUGGUCACAAGAGUCAAAGACGAUUCGUACGGUGUUUUAUAUAUCAAAUAUGCUACUUUGCUCUUGCAACAGAUGACCCUCGAGUUAGAUGAGGACUUUGUCUUUGCUAUGCUCGAUUUCGCAAAAGUCCCCGGUGCUUCCUGGUCUAUUGAACAAGAGGGUACGCUCUGUGACGAAGAUCUGGAUAUCCCUGAACCAAAGUAUGAAGAAGCUCGACAAGAUGUGUACUUUGAGCUGUUGCAUCUACAGCCCAUGCAGCUGGACAUUUCUUUCAUGCGCACGGAGCGAGUGAAUGCUGAAGAUCAGCUUCAACCGUCAAGUCCACUCAUGUUCUUCGUCAACGUUAUGACUAUGUCUAUUGGCAAUGUCAACGACGCUCCGGUCCGAUUGAAUGCGCUAAUGCUAGAGAAUGCCAGGGUAUCUAUUCCUUUGCUCAUCUCCAACAUGAGAAAACACUACACCCAAGAAUUCUUGCGACAAAUUCAUAUUGUUUUGGGAUCGGCGGACUUCCUCGGAAACCCUGUUGGUCUUUUUAAUACUGUGAGUUCCGGUGUUGCGGAUAUUUUCUACGAGCCAUAUCAAGGUCUUGUUACCGAUCGACCUCAAGACCUGGGUUAUGGCAUCGCCAAAGGUGCAUCUAGCUUUGUCAAGAAGUCGGUCUUUGGAUUCUCGGAUAGUAUGGCCAAAUUUACUGGUAGUAUGUCCAAGGGCCUUGCAGCUGCUACUCUGGACAAGGAGUUCCAAGAUCAGCGCCGCAUGUCCAAAGCCCGGAAUAGGCCUAAACAUGCGCUUUAUGGUGUUACAUCUGGUGGAAAUGCAUUCGCCACGAGUAUUUUGAGCGGUAUUGAGGGUCUUGCGCGCCAUCCACUUCAAGGAGCAGAGAAGGGUGGGUUUGGAGGCUUUAUGAAAGGUGUUGGAGUGGGCAUGCUCGGUGUUGUGACCAAGCCAGCCAUUGGAGCGUUUGAUCUUGCAUCUAAUCUUGCCGAGGGUGUCCGAAACACGACAACAGUCUUUGACUCCGAUGGCCUGGACCGCGUUCGUCUAACCCGCUUCAUCGGAACGGAUGGUAUUGUCCGACCAUACUUUCAGCGCGAAGCACUCGGACAAUUCUGGCUCAAAACCACCGAUGACGGCAAAUACUUCAAGGAAGACUACAUCGCGCACCUUGAACUCCCCGGACGAGAUAUGAUCGUGAUGUUGACCUACGACCGUAUAUUACUCGUGCGUUCUGAUAAACUCCGCUCUGAAUGGGAGAUCAAACUUACAGAUAUUCAAACUAUAUCCAAAGAGCGGACUGGUAUGAGUAUUACGCUCAAGGGAGGGGCUAAUGGGCCGUUUAUUCCGGUUCAGGAUGAAAGUUCUCGAAAUUGGCUGUAUAAGCAGAUUGCUAUUGCUGUUAAUGCCUUCAACGAAAAGUAUAACGCGAAGAAUUGAUCGGUUAGCACAUAGACUUUUUCUUACGUUACGAGUUUGAAGCGAACAUCCUUGACCGUUGACGCAUGGCGACUUGAUGCAUCUUGUAUUUAUCUUUCUGAUUGUGUAUAAACUAGUAAUUAUGAAUGAAAGCAAUGAAUAUGGAUCUAUUUCGUCUAUCCGCAUACCCAAACCAGGGGAAAGAACAUCUAGCUAUAGGUUCUUUCCAAAACAUCUAAUCACCAACUAAUCAACCCCUUCUCUCUAUCAAACCCACCCCGUAACUGAUCCGGUUUAACAAGUUUACCCUGCAAAACAGUAAACCUAACAAUAUUCUCACACUCCUCCGGGCGCACUCGAGCCAACCAUAUCCCCUGCACAGCACCUUCAUCCUCUUCUUCUCCCUCUUCAUUGGUAUCUGCUACCGCAUCCUUCUUCUUCUUAUACCACUCAAAAUCCCGUCGUCGAUAGAUUAUGACAUUAGCAGAAUACUUAUGACCCCCGACAUGACUAAUAAAAUGAACCGCGACACCACCGGGACGUUCGUCAUUGGCAUCCCUGUAAAGACCAAGAGUACGCAAAUGACGCUCAAACUCGCGCUUGAGCAAUGGAGCGGAUUGACCGCAGCGUGCGUCGCGGGUCUUUUGUGAGCAGAGUAAGAUUACUGCUGCGUGGGGUAAGGGUCGGGAUCGGAGAAGUGUUAAUGAUGAGAUAUCUUGUUCUUCAACGUUGUCGGCAGAGGGUUCUGGUGAUGCUGUUGUUGAUGAGUUAUGAAGUAACGGUGUCGUUGUCGUAAUGGAUGGAUUGACAAAGUACUUUAUCAGGUCCGGGGCAAGUGCUGGAGUAACAUGAUCAAUGAUUUUGAAUGCCGGCAGGAGGACAACAGUAGUCGGUCUAUUCCCAUCUUCUUCGGCAUGAUGAUAUUCAUCCGGAACCGGUAUAUUGGAAGCAGAUAACUUC
Messenger RNA from Talaromyces stipitatus ATCC 10500, 10561 nucleotides. RefSeq names its product vacuolar protein sorting-associated protein vps13. Gene Ontology annotation, biological process: mitochondrion organization; protein retention in Golgi apparatus; protein targeting to vacuole. NCBI's taxonomy places the organism in Eukaryota, Fungi, Ascomycota, Eurotiomycetes, Eurotiales, Trichocomaceae. The record is from RefSeq and is a predicted model, not a curated record. The transcript is spliced from 3 exons. The coding region runs from base 122 to 9622 and encodes 3166 amino acids. Gene Ontology annotation, cellular component: extrinsic component of membrane.